AUUUUUAAUUUAGUUUGUCUGGGAAAGCCGAAUUGAAUAAGCGUAGCGUUUCGCGGCGCGCUGGUGCUCCCGGUUAUAAAAAACUUAAAUAAAUAAAUGACAAAACCAAAAGUCAAGGAAAAGGCGUUUACAGUGCGAUGCUAAAAAGUCACGGUACAAAAAAUUAAUUGAAAUCUAAAAACGCUUUACAUACUAUGUACAAAUAUUUGUAUAUAAUCGCGGCAUUAUAUUAAUGCAUGGAAGUUCGGAUAAGAGUUCCGACAUCGCCAACUGACACAAUUGGACGAAUUCGUCAGGAUUUAACCUUCUGAUUUUCACCGAAUCCGUUUUGUGUGUGAUGCAUAAGAAAAUAAUUUCAUUAUGAAAUAAAAUUGAAUAUUAAAAAAAUCAAAUUAAUUAGUGCAGCGCAAAACGGUGAAUUGGUUUUUGCGUAAAAAGAAAAGGAAAUUUCACAAAUUCGCAAUGAAUUUAUGGAAAGGAGAACUGAAGUAAUAGCGCAGUCAGUGGGAAGAAUGUGCGUAUAUGAAAGGUGCAUAUACUAUAUGUACGGGUAUAUGCAUAUAAAUAGAUAGUUACAUAUGCGUGUAAAUACAAGCAUGUGCACAAAUACAUAGCAUGGGAACGCGAGCCAAAAGCUUAGGCAUUCCAUGCAUAACUACAAGCUAAUAAGCAAAGUGGAAAACAACAAAAAUGAAAAAAUAAGAAAACAAAAUAUUUAAUGUGGUUGGUAGGGUGUAGAUCUCUGACAGAUGGGCACUCGGUCGGUGGAUCUUGUGUCACAUGUGCUUAGGAGAGUGAUACGCGUUUGAAAUCAUAAUACAAAGCGGAGAUGAACAUCUCAAGUCGUUAUCUAAUUCCACAACUAAUUGAAUAUAUUCACGAGCACAAUAACAACAAAUUGAACGCAUUCGCCAGCAAUCAAAGCAGCAGCAACGGCAACUACAAUUACAACGAAAACUGAAUAGCAUACACACAUACAUACAUAUGGAUUGUAUCAGCAAACACUAGUCUAUGUAGGGGCAUUGUUGUCCCAAUGAGACCAGAUGACACAAAUAACAUUCAACUUCCAUAAAUAUGCAAUUAGAGUUUGAACGUCGAACAAAUAAAAAUGGCUUUUCCUAUACAUAUGAAUCAAAAGAGAAUACCAAGGUGUGCCAAUUUAAUCUAGCGGGUUUCAACGUUUAAUGGAUAAAAACAUAUUACAGCUGCAUUACUAUUUAAGGUGAAUAUCGCAAGUACGCAGCGGCUGAAAGGAAAUUCAGGAAAAUCGAUUUCUCAUUGUUUGACAUACGAACCACAAACGCACAGAGGGGUCAACAACUAAAGGAAAGCAGUCACAAAGAUGGGGUUGUGCUCACGAAAAUUGCAUAGAACUAAAAUAUCGGCGAAUACAAAAUCGAGGCAUGAUUACAACGGAAAAAGCAGACAUGAGGACUCUGAUUACUAAACAUUCUACGAAUUUAUUGUUGAAGUGUAAUUAACCACCAUCGAAACAUCAACAAACGCAAAGACCGUUGUUGCGCUAUCAAAAAUGAGGGUUCGCAAAAUACCCCUUCCGUUGCCCAACACGGGGCUGAUGCAUCGAAAAAGGAACACUUAUUACAUACGCGUAAUUAUCGGUGUAGCGCUAAUCGUAUUCGUACUAAUGCAGUUGCAUGUCUUUAAUUACACGGAUUCUCGUGAAAUGUCGAUGAUUGGUGAACCAACAAAUGACUCAAUCGACGCGAUGCUCUCCAUGGUGCCCUCUGUGCUGCAUAAGUUCUUAACGCCCAAAUCGAGAAAUCAAACAGCCGCAGCUCACAUGCAGCACAAUAGCACCAGUGGUGGCAGGUAUAACGGCUCCUACACGGAUUACUACCAUCCGCCGAAUAUUACGGAGAUAAAGCAACAAAUCGCGAAAUACAAUGAACUGCAAAUAGUUUUAAAUGAGGACACUUAUGGUCCCCUACAAAAUGAUUCUGUGAUAAUCGUAGUACAGGUGCAUACACGUAUAACUUAUUUACGCCAUUUGAUCGUUAGUCUGGCGCAGGCUAAAGAUAUUUCCAAGACUCUAUUAAUAUUCUCCCACGACUAUUACGAUGAUGACAUCAAUGAUUUGGUGCAAACAAUCGACUUUUGUAAAGUGAUACAGAUAUUUUAUCCUUACUCAAUACAAACACAUCCGAAUGAGUUUCCCGGCGUCGAUCCAAACGAUUGUCCGCGGGAUAUGAAAAAGGAUCAUAAUAUUAUCACCUUCUUCAUAAAUAGAGCUAUAAUACGUAAGUGCAAUAAUGCGCUAUAUCCCGAUCUAUACGGGCAUUAUAGGGAAGCGAAGUUCACGCAGACCAAGCAUCAUUGGUGGUGGAAGGCGAAUCGUGUGUUCGAUCAAUUAGAUGUGACCCGUUAUCAUACUGGUCUGGUUUUGUUCCUAGAGGAAGAUCAUUAUGUAGCCGAAGAUUUUCUUUAUCUGCUCGAAAUGAUGCAAUCGUCGGUCGGCAGUCUGUGUCCGCAGUGCGAUAUACUCUCAUUGGGCACAUAUUUAAAAACAUUCAAUUACUACACCUACAACAGCAAAACUAAUAAGAAAUCCCCUAGCAGCCAAUAUGCUUCCUCGCUGCUCACUUCCAGCAAUUUAUUAGGAUAUAAUCGCAAUAAAAAUAGAAAUUCACUGCAAAUGUCAUCGCACGCAUCGUCAUCGUCAUCGUCCACCUCAGCUGCGAAUAGUUUUAAUAAAAAGUAUUUUAACGAAAAUAAUAAAGACAAAGUGUAUGUGGGUGAUACAGCCACCAACACCAACGCACACAUCACUAACAACCAUAAUACCAUAACCACUUCCACCACAACCACAACAGAUAAAAGCGCCGCACAGCAAUCGUGGAGUUAUCACGUGCUACCAUCACUAUAUUCUAUCUAUCAGAAGGUCGAAGUGAUGCCCUGGAUAAGCAGUAAGCACAACAUGGGUUUCGCUUUCAAUCGCAGCACUUGGUCGACCAUACGAAAGUGUGCGCAACAUUUCUGUUUUUAUGAUGACUACAAUUGGGACUGGUCGCUGCAUUAUGUCUCCCAGCAGUGUUUGCAGAAGAAACUGCACGCGAUGAUCGUCAAAGGUCCCAGAGUCUUCCAUAUUGGCGAAUGCGGUGUCCAUCACAAGAAGAAGAAUUGUGAGUCCAAUCAAGUGAUAGCGAAGGUGCAACAAGUCUUACGUAUAGCUCGUAAGUCCAAACAGCUUUUCCCACGCAGCUUAUCGCUGACAGCGGCGAGUUUAGUGAAGAAAACCAAAUUGCGAAAAGGUAACGGCGGUUGGGGCGAUCGUCGGGAUCACCAGUUAUGUAUGAACAUGACUAAAUCAAUGCAUGAAAGUUGAAUUCAAACCAAAUAACCAGAAAAACGCAGAAUUAGCAAAAUUUAUACACAAACAUAUACA
Bactrocera tryoni is the source of this 3403-nucleotide messenger RNA. It is a transcript of the gene Mgat2, whose product is annotated as alpha-1,6-mannosyl-glycoprotein 2-beta-N-acetylglucosaminyltransferase. The coding region runs from base 1532 to 3343 and encodes 603 amino acids. The record is from RefSeq and is a predicted model, not a curated record. The transcript is spliced from 12 exons. Lineage: Eukaryota; Metazoa; Arthropoda; Insecta; Diptera; Tephritidae. Gene Ontology annotation, biological process: protein N-linked glycosylation; oligosaccharide biosynthetic process. Gene Ontology annotation, molecular function: alpha-1,6-mannosylglycoprotein 2-beta-N-acetylglucosaminyltransferase activity. Gene Ontology annotation, cellular component: Golgi membrane; Golgi stack.